Lathyrus sativus (Indian pea) is the source of this 207-nucleotide messenger RNA. NCBI's taxonomy places the organism in Eukaryota, Viridiplantae, Streptophyta, Magnoliopsida, Fabales, Fabaceae. The record is from the annotation of a GenBank genome assembly.
AUGGAGGCUACAUUUAACUACUAUCGUGGGGAAAUCCGAAGAACAGACAUUGAGGCCUCACGUUGGAUAGACAACAUACCUAGGGAGAAGUGGGCUAGAGCAUAUGACGGAGGGCAACGUUGGGGACAUAUGACAUCUAACUUGGCAGAAGCCAUGAACUCUUUACCAAAGGCAACCCGAAACCUUCCAAUCACUACAUUGGUCUAG